AUGGUCCGUGCGAGUUCCCGAGUACCCGAGUACCCGCACUUCCUGCCUGGCUAUUCGAACUGUCUUUCUGAUAUUCUCAUCCCACAUGGAGUCUACGACCAGUCCAAUUUACAGCAAAGCGACACGCUCGUCGUUGGCGUGCUUGCCAUGUCGAUCGCGCCACGUGAAAUGCGACGGCAAACAACCAUCCUGCAGCCGCUGCCUCUGGAAGAACGGCGCAAAAAGUUUGCUACGGCAGAGAAUGCAGUGCCAGUAGCUAAGCCAAGUCCGCAACGAUCGGCGGAUGGUCAGAUUUGUCCAGAAGUUGCUGGGGAGCUUCCUGAUAGCUUCAGCCAGCUCCAACAUUUUGACACGGGUGAUGAGACUACAGGCGUGACAUCGUCACCAGAGUUUCUACUUGAUAUCCACGAUAUUCAGAAAGACUCAUUGAUCGAUGCUUACUAUACCAACUUUCACAAAUUUCAUCCCUUUCUACUGCCGCGGAAACACUUCACGCGACUAUAUCAAGAUCCGAGCAGACAGUCCACAUUUAGGCCGCUCAUCGCAGUCAUGCGCCUUAUUGGGCAUAUCUAUAACGCACGAGGAUGGUCAAUCGCGCUAGAGGAUCACAUAAAGGCCACCUUCUCGCAAAUAUCCCCAACAGACCCUGCUAUGGUCCAGUGCCGACUUCUAUAUUCCAUAGCACUAUUUUGGUAUGAACGCAAAGCAGACGCCAAAUCACAAGUGGACGCUGCGAUCUGGCUAGCCACUGAGUGUAGAUUAUUUGACCAGGAAUUUGCGUCGAAACAUGAAGCCGGUGAUCCCGUUUUGCAGGAAUGCUGGAGGCGGACGUGGUGGAUGCUAUAUAUUGUGGAUGCAUAUUAUGCGGGGACUUUGGGGGCUAUGAAUUUUAAGACCUUCGCUAUUGAGUCUACAGUCGAUUUGCCCUGCGAAGAGUGGGAAUAUGAGUCUGGAGAUAUUCCAGAGCCUAAAACCCUGGACGAGUUUGACAGUCGUGAAUUUUCCCUCGACGAGACCGUAUUCUCAUCAUUUGCAUAUUUGAUCGGUGCUGUGCGAUGUACAGCCUUGGCAAUAUCCACAGUACCAAAGGCUGCCAACAAAGAUGACUCGCUACGAAUGAUUCAAGCAGCGGACUCGGCCCUGACGGGGUGGCUACUCCUAUUACCCAAGACACAAAAGCAAGUUAUGAGCAAGGCUGGGGAAAUUGAUGAGUUGAUGUUUCAGGCACACAUGCUCAUACAUGUUGCCACCAUCGGCUUACACCGGCCGCUCUCAGAUCUCAAAUUCAGCCGCGCAGAGGGUAUCUCGAGCUGUGCCCGCGAACCGCCCCUUGACACUCAAACACCGGAUCUUGUGAACGUGCACACAAUCCGAGUCCUCCGGUCCGCCGAAGCACAGAUUGGGCUUCUAGCGUUAACGGCCCAACGUUUUCACCACACCCCAUUCUCUACCUGUAUGGCUAGCGAAGGAACCCUGGCAUUGAUUGCUGCAUGUACGUUUCGACUGGCGGGAACAGAAUUAACAAUUGCCAGAGGGCAGAUCCGAAUGACCAUUGGGUGUCUAAAGGCAUUGGGAGAGAUUUGGCCAAGAACAGCGAGAAACGUGCGGGAGAUCCAAACAAUUGCCAAUCAUAUCCUGGGGCUUGGAUCUAAAUCUACAAGUGACAGCGGAACCAGGUCAAGUGAUGUGCCAGAUUUAUCUGGUGGCGAAGGACAGGGAAGUGUGGGGUCGGAAUUUGAGGUAUCGAGCGACAACAUGGAUGCAUUGCCAUCCUUGGCUUUCAUUGAUGAUCUUUGCGGGUGGUACGGCAUUGGUGACCUUGAUCCCAAUCUUUCUUAUGAUGAAAUGAACAUAAUUGAAUAA
Penicillium griseofulvum is the source of this 1863-nucleotide messenger RNA. RefSeq names its product fungal specific transcription factor domain-containing protein. The coding region runs from base 1 to 1863 and encodes 620 amino acids. Gene Ontology annotation, molecular function: DNA binding; zinc ion binding. Gene Ontology annotation, biological process: DNA-templated transcription. The transcript is spliced from 4 exons. NCBI's taxonomy places the organism in Eukaryota, Fungi, Ascomycota, Eurotiomycetes, Eurotiales, Aspergillaceae. The record is from RefSeq and is a predicted model, not a curated record.